AUACGGUGGAAUUGUAUAUAGAAAAUGCAAAAAAGGAAACGUCACGGUUGUGAAUUCGGAUCAGCGCCGAGACAGAAACUCCGCCGGCCAACGCCGCCGCCAUGAUUCAUUUUGUUCUUCUCAUUAGCAGACAAGGGAAAGUAAGGUUGACAAAAUGGUAUUCACCUUAUACGCAGAAGGAAAGAACCAAGGUUAUUCGGGAGCUUAGUGGCAUGAUUCUCACUCGUGGCCCCAAGCUGUGUAAUUUUGUGGAGUGGAGGGGAUACAAAGUUGUUUACAAAAGGUAUGCUAGCCUUUAUUUCUGCAUGUGUAUUGACCAGGAUGAUAAUGAAUUGGAGGUCCUUGAAAUUAUCCACCACUUCGUCGAGAUACUCGACCGCUACUUUGGAAGUGUCUGUGAACUGGAUCUGAUCUUUAACUUCCAUAAGGCCUAUUACAUAUUGGAUGAAAUUCUGAUUGCUGGGGAACUUCAGGAGUCGAGUAAGAAAACCGUUGCACGUCUAGUAGCUGCCCAGGACUCACUUGUGGAGGCGGCCAAGGAAGAAGCAAGUUCUAUAAGUAAUAUCAUUGCUCAGGCGACAAAAUGAGAAUUUAUUUAGUGGUAAAAAAAUGUGGUUAGUACAUUUGGUUGAUCUUUAAUUCAAUGUUUUUUAUCACAAAUUUGAGGUUGACCUCAUUAUUAUUAUUACCCCAGUCAAUUUUUUUUACCUAGUAUGUGAAGUGGUUGCUAAUUAAAAGCUUUGUAUUAUUAAUGCUGCUGUUGUGUAAUGGUUGCUACAUUUAUCUGCCGUUGACUUUCUACGCCAGGUCCAAGUUGACGCUUUUCUAA
Molecule: messenger RNA, 829 nt
Organism: Erythranthe guttata (spotted monkey flower)
Lineage: Eukaryota; Viridiplantae; Streptophyta; Magnoliopsida; Lamiales; Phrymaceae
Product: AP-1 complex subunit sigma-1
Biological process (GO): intracellular protein transport; vesicle-mediated transport
Cellular component (GO): AP-1 adaptor complex; membrane coat
Molecular function (GO): clathrin-cargo adaptor activity
Source: RefSeq, a predicted model, not a curated record